AUGAAGACGCAGUACGACUGCAUUGUUAUUGGUGGAGGCCUGUCAGGUCUCCAAGCAGCUAGAUCUUUAAGAGACCAGAAUAAAACCGUCUUGGUACUUGAAGCCAGAGAUAGGUUUGGUGGAAGAACUGAAUCGUUGGAGGUCGAUGGAUAUUGGUUUGAUCUUGGUGGUCAAUGGAUGGGUGGCACGCAUACUCACUUGAGGAAGCUAUGUGACGAGCUGGGCAUCAAGACCUUUGAGCAAUAUGAUGAGGGCAAACAUGUAUUGGAACUCAAUGGAAAGAAGAUCUACUAUGAAGGAAACAUCUCAUCGUUGAACACUUCCAAAUACAGUUUGGCUGGUCUUGAGGAUGCCAUCGCCCUCGUCGAUAAACUAGCCGAUACAAUUGAUACCAAGGCACCUCACAAGCAUCCAAGAGCACAUGAAUGGGAUCAUAUGACUGUUCAACAUUGGACAACAUUGAAUAUUAAGGACGUUGAGGCCAAGAACAUCAUUGAUUGGUUCGUCAAGGUGUGUUUGGCUGCCGAUCCAUCAGAGGUUAGCUUCCUUUGGUUCCUGUUGUUCAUCAAGGCCGCUGGAAACUAUGGUCUUCUGGCUGAUAUUAGAGGUGGAGCACAGGAGAGACGAAUGAUUGGUGGCUCUCAACAGAUAUCUGAGAGGUUGGCCGAGAAGGUUGGACUGCAGUACUGCAAGCUCAACUCACCGAUAAAGUCAAUUCACCAGGAUGGCUCGGGAUGCCAGGUGACCAACGACAAGGGUGUCACCUUCCACUCCAAGUUCGUCAUUGUGACCGUGCCCCCACCCCUGGCCGGAAGAAUAGAGUAUCGUCCACUAAUGCCACCCGAGCGUGACGAGCUCACCCAGCGUCUGCCAAUGGGCACCGUCAUCAAGACGAUUGCCAUCUAUGACGAACCGUUCUGGAGACAGGAUGGAUACAGUGCCGAGGCUCUGAGCGACAAGGGUCCAAUCUAUAUAUGCUACGACGAUUCCUCACACGAUGACAAGAAGACCGCCAUCGUUGGAUUCAUUGCCGGUGGACCAGCCAAGGAGUGGGGAAGAAAGACACCAGAGGAGCGCAAGCAAGCCGUGCUCGAAUGCUACGCUCGUUGGUGGGGACCGCGUGCUCUCAAGCCCAAGUACUUCUUGGAGAAGUACUGGAAGAACGAUGAGUAUGCCAGAGGAUGCUACGUGUCCUAUGCUGGACCUGGUGUGUUGGAGAGCUGUGCCGGAGCACUACGUAACCCAGUUGGACGCAUUCACUGGGCUGGUACAGAGACAGCUUCAAUCUGGAUUGGAUACAUGGAAGGUGCACUUGAGAGUGGAGAGCGUGCUGCCAGUGAGGUGGUCGAAAGGUUAAAGUCAUCAACAUCAAAGUAUUAA
Molecule: messenger RNA, 1380 nt
Organism: Acytostelium subglobosum LB1
Lineage: Eukaryota; Evosea; Eumycetozoa; Acytosteliales; Acytosteliaceae
Exons: 3
Coding region: 1-1380 (459 amino acids)
Molecular function (GO): oxidoreductase activity
Source: RefSeq, a predicted model, not a curated record